Messenger RNA from Aspergillus melleus, 462 nucleotides. RefSeq lists its product as uncharacterized. The record is from RefSeq and is a predicted model, not a curated record. The transcript has 2 exons. Lineage: Eukaryota; Fungi; Ascomycota; Eurotiomycetes; Eurotiales; Aspergillaceae. The coding region runs from base 1 to 462 and encodes 153 amino acids. Gene Ontology annotation, molecular function: aldehyde dehydrogenase (NAD+) activity.
AUGGCAGGGAUUUUUGCAGUUUACGAGGCGGAUGAAACCGACGUUGAUAAUGCAGUCGCUGCAGCUAAGUCCGCGUCUGCGACCUGGAAAGCCCUUAGUCCCGGCGAAAGAGGAGUCUACCUCCGCAGGUUCGCGGAUCUGAUCGAGGAAUCACAAGACGAGCUGAAGGGUAUCGAGGCUAUUGCGACAGGGAAACCAGUUAGCCAGUUCUUCGAGGCCCAAGUCGCGGCAUCGUUCUUCCGCUAUUUCGCCGAGGCAGGAUGGAAUGCCCAAGGGACAGCGAGCCUUAAUACGCCUGGUCAUGUCAAUAUCUCGGUGAAGCAGCCAUUCGGAGUCGUGGCUUGCAUCACACCUUGGAAUCUUCCAAUCCUUUUGUUUGCAUACAAGGUGGCGCCGGCGUUGGCGGCAGGAAACACGGUUGUGCACAAGAGUAGUGAGAGGGCUCCGCUAUCAGUAAGUUAA